CCCAUCUUUUGCCUCCUCACCUGCACGCUCAUCGCCGCCUUAGCACUGCUGCAGCCGUAGCAGCAGCAGCAGAAGCAGCAGCAGCACGAGAAGGAGCAGCAGACUCAGCAGCAGCAGCAGCAGCAGCAGCAGCAGCAGCAGCAGCAGCAGCAGCAGCAGUAGCAGCAGCAGCAGCAGCAGCUGAAGGAGCAGCAGCAGCAGCAGCAGCAACAGCGGCAGCAGCAGCAGUGGCAGCAGCAGCAGCGGCAGCAGCAGCAACAGCAACAGCAGCAGCAGCAGCAGCAGCAGCAGCAGAAGGAGCAGCAGCAGCAGCAGCAGCAGCAGCAGCAGCAGCAGCAGCAGCAGCAGCAGCAGCAGCAGCAGCAGCAGCAGCAACAGCAGCAGCAGCAGCAGCAGUAUCUACAGCCAUCCCCAUCCUCCCCUCCUCUUUGAGCCGCUGCGGGUCCACCCGCUGCCGCUCCCUCCCGGCCACCGCGGGUCCACCCGCCGUGACAUUUACGACCCAGCUGUCCCUGACUCCCCUGCUCACUCUGCCUCAUCGCACCAACACCAGCAGCAGCAGCAGCAGCAGCAGCAGCAGCAGCAGCAGCAGCAGCAGCAGCAGCAGCAGCAGCAGCAGCAGCAGCAGCAGCAGCAGCAGCAGCAGCAGCAGCAGCAGCAGCAGCAGGAACAGCAGCAGCAGCAGCAGAAGGAGCAGCAGCAGCAGCAGCAACAACAGCAGCAGCAGCAGGUGCAGCAGCAAUAGCGGAUGGAGCAGCAGCAGCAGCAGCAGCAGCAGCAGCAGCAGCAGCAGAAGCAGCAGCAGCAGCAGCAGCAGCAGGAGGUGCAGCAGCGGAUGGAGCAGCAGCAGCAGCAGCAGCAGCAACCGCAGGCAGUGCAGCAACAGCAGGCGCAGUAGGAGGUGCAGCAGCAGCACCAGCAGCAGCCACAGCAGCAGCAGCAGCAGCAGCAGCAGCAGCCACUGCAGCAACCUCAUCGGCAUCGCCGCACUUCCUCUCCGUUCAUCCUCCCACGCAUCCACACUCGCUCUCACGGCCCACUCAUAGGCCAUCCAUGGGGUUGGCCAACACCA
This is a messenger RNA of Closterium sp. NIES-67, 1072 nucleotides long. Lineage: Eukaryota; Viridiplantae; Streptophyta; Zygnematophyceae; Desmidiales; Closteriaceae. The record is from the annotation of a GenBank genome assembly.